Molecule: messenger RNA, 507 nt
Organism: Copidosoma floridanum
Lineage: Eukaryota; Metazoa; Arthropoda; Insecta; Hymenoptera; Encyrtidae
Product: protein lethal(2)essential for life-like
Biological process (GO): protein refolding; response to heat
Cellular component (GO): nucleus; cytoplasm
Source: RefSeq, a predicted model, not a curated record
AUGAUUAAUGAGAAAACACCAAACUAUACCGAGGAAGAAGUACUCGCAGACAUUGAAAAAGUUAUACGGGAUCUUUUAGCUCCACGAUCUCUUCCCCGUGCAACUUCUAACAAUAAAAAGCUUGUCUUACCAAUCCAUCAAAACUACGGUGACAACAGUCCCUUCAAAGUUAAGGCACAAAAGGAAGAUUUUUAUAAAGAGGUAGACUGCACAGGAUUUGCUCAGAAAGAAAUUUACGUAUUCGUCGAAGACAAAUUAAUCGUAGUCGAGGGUAUACAUAAAAAUGUUCAAGAUGAGCACGGUAUUGUCUAUAAAAAUUUGUCAAAGACGUUUCCCGUCUCUGAAAACUACGAUUUCAAUGAUGCUCAAAUAAACUUAGUCUCAGACGGUACAUCAACUAUCUACAUUCCUCGUAAGGUUGAAUCAUUAGCGAAUGAGGACUGUGGCAUCAAAAGUCUAUACAAAAAUAAACCAACUAAAGAAAUACAACUUCAGUCAGAAAAAUAA